AAUAAGUAAACAUGUAUACACGUCAUUUUGGCCUAUAAACCUGAUACGCAAAGUAUCUUUCCCGGGAACAGCUUUGCAUGAGAGAGCAGUAAGGAGGUUAAUGAAUAACGUAGAAAGUCAGUUCACCAGCUGCACAUCUGCAGUCAGACGCAGACGGAGAGGAACAGAGAAGAGACGAGGAUGGAGAGACUUCUUCUGACCAUCAUCAUCAUCGCUGGGGCAGGGCUGAGUGCUGUCUCAUCAGCUGCUGGACGUCAGUACUAUUUUGUUUAUGACAGGAAGAACUUUACUGAAGCCCAAAGAUACUGCAGAGAGAAAGACGCAGACCUGGCCACUGUAGACAACAUGGAGGUUAUGAAGAUCCUGAACAACACGGCAAAUUUAGACAACAUGUUCUACUCCAAGAACAGCUACAGAGCCUGGAUAGGACUGUACGAUGACCAUGUCCCCAACCCCUGGAGGUGGUCACUGUCAAACACAAGUUUCUACAAACCCGGGGAGAUGGAGUUCAGACGAUGGAUGACUGGACAACCAGACGCUGGACACAGUUAUAAAGUCUGCACAGACAUGCAUCCUGAUGGACUCUGGCACGACCUCAGUUGUGAAAACAGCCGUUAUCCAAUCUGUGUAGAUGUCAGAGGUGAGAAUAUUAACUAG
This is a messenger RNA of Sander lucioperca (pikeperch), 657 nucleotides long. RefSeq names its product asialoglycoprotein receptor 2-like. The transcript is spliced from 3 exons. Bases 181 to 657 code for a protein of 158 amino acids. Lineage: Eukaryota; Metazoa; Chordata; Actinopteri; Perciformes; Percidae. The record is from RefSeq and is a predicted model, not a curated record.